Ruditapes philippinarum (Manila clam) is the source of this 2930-nucleotide messenger RNA. Its product is annotated as piggyBac transposable element-derived protein 4-like. The record is from RefSeq and is a predicted model, not a curated record. The transcript has a single exon. Lineage: Eukaryota; Metazoa; Mollusca; Bivalvia; Venerida; Veneridae. Bases 1480 to 2676 code for a protein of 398 amino acids.
CCAUUGCUUCAUAUACACGCCGAAUCACGCCUUCUAUAGGCGAUCGAUAUAAACGACUUUUAACGCCGUUGUAGGUAGCUGCAUAUACACGCCGUUUAACGCCUUAUACGAUUUCCCUGUACACGCUUUUUAACGCCGUCAAAUUAAAACGCAAAUUUCCAUUUCAUUAUUGAAUUAAAUGACAUCGGAAGACUGAUAUUGUAAACAUUAAAUAUUGCCAAGGUCAUUUCCGUUUUCAGAAAAUGGUGUUACUAUAAUAAGAUUUUCGGGAAAAUCUAUUUAUAAAUUCAUGUCGAGCUAAAAAUAAUCACGCGCGGUACAUAUAAAAUUCGCCGACUAUCGGUCUUUUUGCCUGGAGCUGAAGGUUAAGUUAUAUAUGUUUUUUAUUUGAAAUACCUUUAAAUAUUUAGCCAGUUUUAUUUACAAUCAGAAAUUAUCGACUAUAUCUUUCUUUUAAUAUCAUAAAUUAAAUGAAAAGCGCUAAUUUAAUGACCGUCAACCGUGUGAAAAAUAUAGACAAGUGUGAAAUGUUUUGAUAAUUGGCGAUUAAUUUUGACUGAUCUAAGGGGGUUUCUCAGCAUGAAACUCAAUUAUUUCCGGGGGUUAAAGGUGUUUGAAAGGGUAAUAAAAUCUUGAUUGGUCCCUUGGUGUCUAGGAACGGUAGGUUCUUGGGGUUCUUGACUUAUAUUGCGUAAUACGUUACGUAAUUUAUGACCUGUGAUGAUUUAUGUUGUUUUAGCAAGGGACCCAGUCGGUAUAUCACCAGGGGUGACAUAUGGACCUGUCAAUCACUUUAAUUUGAAUAUAAUUAAAAAUUAAUAAUCCAAUCAAAUUGUUGUUCUUGAUAUAUGUCUUUUAACUUGUUUGUAAUUAGAAAUGGAUUAACGACACUCCUCCCCUUUUUAAUUGUUGUUAGAUAUGAUUAGUCGUUCAAUUUUAGGUAAUUAUCCAAUCAAUUGCUUAUCCUUUUAAUUUUAUUCAAACAAUAGAUAUUUUUUUCAGUUCGCUUGAGAACACCAACGCUUGUAGUAAUAAUUACAAUUUUGGCAAUAAUUAAAACACUUUACAAUGGCCGAUUCUGACUCUGAUUCUGGUUCUUCUUUUUAUGGAUUCUCAGAAGAUGAGCUAGAUUUUCCUAGCUUAGAUUCUUCUAGUGAGGAAUCUAUAGCUGGCAGUGAUGAUGAUGAUGAUGAUAAUGCUGACAAUAUUAGACCCUGGUCUAAUAAUUUCCAUCAACCAAGGGUGGGUUGAUAUUAUGAUAAAAUAAAAUAAUAUUAAAACAAAAAAAAACAAAAAAAAAAAAACGUGAAAUAAAUAAAAAUACACUCAUAUUUAUAUCUAAAACAGCACUUUUUUUUAUAAAAUAAGAGGUCAUGUGAAAUAUUUUCAUAUCAAUUGACAUUUAAAAAAAUAACUUUGCAAUAAUUUUCUUCUUUUUAUUUACAGAUUCAGCAGUUCACAGAACAACCUGGACCCAACAUGCCUGACCACAUUGACUCUGCCUCUGCUCUGCCCAUUGAGUUCUUUCUGCUACUGUUUCCAGUUGAGCUGAUAUGCCUUAUCACUCGACUGACGAAUGAGUAUGCAGUUUGGCGGAUGAGUCAGCUUGGAGCCCGGUUUGAUGACCUAUGGGAGGAGGUUACUGUCCAUGAAAUGAGGGCAUUUCUUGGGAUAAACAUCUUGAUGGGAAUCAACCAGCUUCCAGAAGCCAAGAUGUACUGGUCAACAGAUCCACUGAUUGGCAACACAGCCGUUUCGAAGAUAAUGACUAUCAACCGAUUUCAGCAAAUCAUGAAGUACCUCCAUGUAUCAGAUAGGACAACUGAACCGACUCGAGACCAGCCUGGGUUUGACAAGCUUUUCAAGGUCCGUCCUGUUUUAGAUUCUUUGUCAGAUACCUUUAGACGUUACUUCACUCUGCACCGGGAAGUCUCCAUCGAUGAAGCCAUGGUAGCCUUUGCUGGCCGCUUAUCCUACAGACAGUACAUGCCUGCCAAGCCAGUGAAGAGAGGUAUAAAGGUUUGGAUGCUCUGCGAUGCACAGUCUGCUUAUCUUUCACGAUUUGAUAUCUACCUUGGGCGCCAGGAAAACAGAACAGAACAUGGUUUGGGACACAACGUGGUGAUGAAAUUGUCAGACCACCUCAGGCACUCCUUUAGAUGGUUGUUUUUUGACAAUUUUUUUACUGGGGUUGAGCUGAUGCAGCGUCUUCUUGAUGUUGGACUUUAUGCCUGUGGAACGGUUCGCACCAACAGAAAGGGGUUUCCACAAGAGUUGAAGAAGCCAUCUGAUGUCAGGAACAGGGGCGACUUCAAGGUCCUUCAGAAGAGGAACUCAAACCUAACUGCUAGUGUUUGGAGAGACAAGAAGCCAGUUCAUCACCUUUCAACACUGAGUGAUCCUCGGAUGAUAUUACCAGUGCAGAGACAAGUAGGUCCCAGACUUAUGAAUUUACAGCAGCCACAUUCAGUCAGCCAGUACAACAAGUUUAUGGGUGGAGUUGACCUUCAGGACCAGUUUAGAAGUACUUACCCAGUUGGCAGAAAUGGAAAGAAGUCUUGGCGGUACAUCUUCUGGUUCUUGCUAAAUAGUGCGAUUGUUAACGCCUGGAUUUUGUACAGUGAUUUCUCCACACGAACAACCAAGAAAAGGUACAUGCUCUUGACUUCAGGCUAGAGCUGAUCCAGGACCUUGUUGGAGGUUACAACAAGCGGAAGCGCAGUCAACCCGAGAAGCCUUUCCUCGGACAGCUUGUUGAAGUCGAAAACAUCGAAGGACAUAUUUUAUCUAGACUUCCUGGAAAGAAGCGUACGUGUAAGUUUCACGCCCGGAACCUGAAGGAGAGACGAGAGUCUGUCUAUGGCUGCACUGUAUGCAAUGUUCACCUGUGUAGGGAUGGCUGCCAUGCCCGAUACUACAACCAAGGAUGA